AUGGCGCAAGAUCGAUGGGACUUCGCCAUUAUUGUCGCGUCUCCAGCUCGUCCGACCGUGUUGGUUAUCGAGGCUGGCGGUGACAAUGCUGAUAUUGACGGUCGAGUUGACGGAUUCAAGUAUGUCCAGCAAGCUAACCCCGACAAGAACUGGCAGGAUACAACUGUUCCUCAGAAGCACUUGAAUGGCCGGACGCUGUCACUUGCUCGAGGCAGGGGAUUAGGUGGUGGUUCUGCAAUUAAUUUCUCGAGUUGGGUCAUUGGACCCAGAGACGACUAUGACCACAUCGCGAAGCUUGUGCAGGAUGAUGGGUGGAAAUGGGACAAGGUCAAAACCAGGUACAAACAGCUGGAGAAAUAUCACCCGACGGGGAUCUACAAGCACCGGUUGAAAGCUCGAUGCGAAGACCAUGGCUACGAGGGCGAUCUGCAGGUUGGCUUUCCGGAGACAGUCGAGGCAGAACUCUAUGAUCUUGUCGACGCCGCUGUCGACGCUGGCAUCCCAAUAUGUGCUGAUCAGAAUUCGGGCGAACCAAUUGGCAUUGCGAUAUCAGCUUCUACUGCGCGCAAAGGCCGCCGUGUCAUGGCCAGCGAUCUAUUAGAGCCAAAGCCGGAGAACCUGACGAUCUGGACCAAGACCACGGUGUCGCAGAUCAUAUUCGACGGAUCCAGGGCGAAUGGCGUCCUCCUGUCAGACGGACGAGAGAUAUUCGUCAGGAAAGAGGUGAUACUCUGCGCAGGCCCGCUGGCUGACCCAAAGAUACUGAUGCAUUCCGGCAUUGGACCAAAAGAGACGAUGCAACGAUUUCAAAUCCCUGUUGUUCAGUUGAAUGAAAACGUCGGCCAGCACCUCAACGAUCAUCAAUUGGCCGUCUUCAGCUGGGCACGAUCCGAUACCUCCUCGGAACGUCUAGCAUGGUUCAGAGACUCCCAGCGGCGAGCGGCAGCCCGCAAGCAGUGGGAGGAAGAGGAUGGGACUGGACCGCUCGCACACGUUGGGACUAGCAUUGCAUUGGCAUAUCCCAAACUCGACCGCAUCAUAGAAUCAGACGAGUUCGCAGCUCUCGACAAGGAGACGCAAGCGUUGCUAAAGCUGGAGACAGUACCACACUGGGAGUUUGCCCUAGGAGUGCCUUCUCUGGAAUACCACUUCGACCCGGCCAAUGCGUCGACGAUGCUCUCAAUCUUCACCUUUCUCUUGAACGAACAAUCCAAAGGAAGCGUCACAAUCAGAUCAGCCGAUCCCAAUGACGCGGUAGUCGUGGACUGCAACUUCUUCUCCCAUCCAUUCGAUCGGAGAAUGGCGAUCGAGGUCACUAGGGACCUCCUGGGUCUUGUGCGUAGUCCAGGCUUCGCUAAAGACACGGUCGGCGACAUAGCGGUGCCGAGAUCCGAAAGCGAUGAGGAUGUCCUGGAUUUCUGGAGGAGCCAUUCUUUCUCUGGGUCACAUAUGAUGGGCACGUGCACGAUGGGUAUUGCUGAGAAGAGCGCGGUCGUCGACAAGGACUUCCGUGUAUUUGGUGUCGAGAAGUUAAGGGUAUGCUCGACAAGUGUACUGCCGCUCCUUCCGAAUUGCCAUCUACAAUCGACGUCAUACCUGGUGGGACUGAUGCUGAGCGACAAGCUGAUUUCACACCAUAGCUUGGGACAAGCGUAG
This is a messenger RNA of Cyphellophora attinorum, 1656 nucleotides long. Its product is annotated as Oxygen-dependent choline dehydrogenase 1. The transcript has 2 exons. NCBI's taxonomy places the organism in Eukaryota, Fungi, Ascomycota, Eurotiomycetes, Chaetothyriales, Cyphellophoraceae. Bases 1 to 1656 code for a protein of 551 amino acids. Gene Ontology annotation, molecular function: flavin adenine dinucleotide binding; oxidoreductase activity, acting on CH-OH group of donors. The record is from RefSeq and is a predicted model, not a curated record.